Messenger RNA from Juglans microcarpa x Juglans regia, 1454 nucleotides. Its product is annotated as pentatricopeptide repeat-containing protein At2g20710, mitochondrial-like. The record is from RefSeq and is a predicted model, not a curated record. Lineage: Eukaryota; Viridiplantae; Streptophyta; Magnoliopsida; Fagales; Juglandaceae. The coding region runs from base 21 to 1454 and encodes 477 amino acids. The transcript is spliced from 2 exons. Gene Ontology annotation, molecular function: protein binding. Gene Ontology annotation, cellular component: mitochondrion.
UCUCGCUCUCAACCUGAUGCAUGAAGCUGUUUCGCUCAAAUCCAUGGCGCGGCUUUGCCAUUUCGAGGGUUUUCGGUGCUUUCUUCUAUCAUACCGAAACCAUACCCAGGUCUGCGCCCCAAAUCGACUCUCUCUACCUUCGCAUUUUGCAGGCCGGUGAUCCUAGGGUCCCGAUCGUCCGAGUGAUCGACCAGUGGCUCGAAGAAGGACGAGACGUCCAGAAUUCCGAGCUUCAUAUAUUGAUCAAGCAGUUUCGCAAAUGUCGUCGCUUCAAACACGCUUUACAGAUAUCUGAAUGGUCGAGUGAGCACAGGAACCCUAACCCAUUCCCUGGACACAUUGCGGUUCGGCUAGAUUUGAUCUCAAAAGUUCAUGGCCUAGAAGAAGCAGAGAAGUAUUUAGAUAGCAUCCCUGACACUUCAAGAAUCACCAGCCACGUAUAUGGUGCUCUGUUAAAGUGCUAUGCAGAACAUAAAUCUUUGGAUAAAGCAGAGGCCACCAUGCAGAAGAUGAGGGAGCUAGGUUUUCUGAAAUCAUCUCUGCCUUAUAAUGAUAUGUUAACUCUCUAUUCUCGGAUGGGUAAAACUGAGAAACUAGACAGUCUAAUGCAAGAGAUGGAAAGGAAGGGCAUUGACUGGGAUAAGUUCACAGGUAGCAUUAGGUUGAAUGCUUAUGCAGCCACCUCUGAUAUUAAGGGAAUGGAGAAGCUUUUAAUGAAGAUGGAAGCUGAUCCUGAAAUCACCAUAUGCUGGAAUGCUUAUGCUUCUGCAGCAAAUGGAUACUUGAAAGCUGGAUUACAUGAAAAGACGAUAGAAAUGCUAAAGAAAGCAGAGCAACUCGUUAGCGGUAAAACAAGGAAGUCUGCUUAUGAAAUAUUCCUCACUUUAUACGCGGCUAUUCAGAAUAAAGCGGAGGUGUAUCGUAUUUGGACUUUGUAUGGAGGGAUUGGGAAAGUCUGGAACUCAGGCUAUCUUAGUAUGAUGAGCUCGUUAGUAAAGCUGGAUGACUUGGAUGGUGCUGAGAAGAUUCUGGAGGAGUGGGUAUCUGUAACUACUUUCCUUGACUUUCGGAUUCCACGUGUGCUGAUCACUGCUUAUUGCGAGAAGGGUCUUUUGGAAAAGGCUGAAGCAUAUAUAGACAGGUUUAAAGAGAGUGGGAUGGAGGUAGACCCAAUCACAUUGGAUCGCCUGGCAAGUGGAUAUCAUGCACAUGGUCAGGUGGAGAAGGCAGUGGAGACAAUGAAGCAGGCACUGUUGGCAGGUCUACCAGGUUUUAAGCCCAACCGUUUUAUUUUGGCUGAACAUCUCGAGUACUUGAAAGAGAAGGGAGAUGUGGAAGCGGCAGAGGAGAUUUUGAGGUUACUUAGAGAAAAUUGUCAUUUCUCAACUGCUAUUUGUGAAAAAUUACGAAGUCAUAUUCAUGUUGAAAGUCCAUCUUGUAGAAAAGGCACUUGA